AUGUCUCGUCGCACCACCGUCCCUGAACAGCCCUCUCGGCCAUUCACUGUGGGGAGCUGUGUCCUCUACGGCUGUGGAGCAGGACUGCUAGGUGUCGCCGCAAUGACGGUUGGAGAAAAGAUCGAACAAUUCUUCACCGGUAGGCCUAGCUCAUAUGUCCCGGGACAUACGCUUGAGCGCGUGCUGUCGCUCCCCACUCGGCCUGAUUCAGAGCGCUUCGGCUUAAACAUGGCCAUGCAUUACGGACAGGGAGCAGCCGCAGCAAUCAUCAGAGCUCUUAUGAGCGCCAAUGGUGUCCGCGGGCCGUUCGCUGAUUUUAUGUUUAUUUCUGUGCGGCUUUUGAUUGACCAGACACUGGAGAAUAUCACCGGUGUUGGGGCACUUCCAUGGACAUGGCCGGUUAACGAGCAGGUCAUUGAUAUUAUGCAUAAGGCGGUCUUUGCAUUCGUCACAGGGUAUUUCACGGAUAGAUGGCUUCAAUAA
Penicillium bovifimosum is the source of this 483-nucleotide messenger RNA. RefSeq lists its product as uncharacterized. Bases 1 to 483 code for a protein of 160 amino acids. NCBI's taxonomy places the organism in Eukaryota, Fungi, Ascomycota, Eurotiomycetes, Eurotiales, Aspergillaceae. The record is from RefSeq and is a predicted model, not a curated record. The transcript is spliced from 3 exons.